This is a messenger RNA of Centropristis striata (black sea bass), 6997 nucleotides long. Its product is annotated as A disintegrin and metalloproteinase with thrombospondin motifs 14. The record is from RefSeq and is a predicted model, not a curated record. Bases 1291 to 5019 code for a protein of 1242 amino acids. Gene Ontology annotation, biological process: proteolysis; extracellular matrix organization. Gene Ontology annotation, cellular component: extracellular matrix. Gene Ontology annotation, molecular function: metalloendopeptidase activity. The transcript has 22 exons. Lineage: Eukaryota; Metazoa; Chordata; Actinopteri; Perciformes; Serranidae.
UUUUUUUUCAAAUGUCAGCACUAAGAGGGUCUGAAAAAUUGCUACAUCUAGCAGGAAACUUGUCAUGAUGUGCAGAUGUGGAAGACCUGGAAACACUGACCAAUCAGAGUGGACUGGGCUUUAUCUGGGACGUCCUUAAAGAGACAGGCACUAAAUCUGAGCAAAUAAAGAGUGAAUGAAGGUAUAUUCAGACUAUAUGAGAUAAAUAAUGUGCUUUUUGAACAUGUAAUGCUCUAUUUGAACCAAAACUACAAAUAUGAAUGAAUGAUUUUCUGUGUUCUUAAUAUUCAAAUACUUUUGUAUUUUAUAUUUCUUUUUAUUUACUUCUUUGAUUUACAAUAUGAGCCUGAUGUCUGCCUGUAGACCAAUUUGAGAUAAUAAGUUGAUUUCUAUACAAACAAGUCACCCACUUUUCCAAUGCACGUGCAGUGGAAAGUUGUGACCUCGACCAUGCCUGAUUUAUUGCCAUGGUAUCGCUGACAUGUGUUUGUGGACUACUGUAAACCUUCAUGAGUUAUUACCGUGCAUUAGGGAAACAAAUCACCCUCUUAAAGAAGGACACAUAGAUGUAAAGACUGGAUAUUAGCUGUGGGGCUGGACUUUGGAGAUCGUUUUCUCCAGUUUCUUUCUUCCUUUUUGUUUUGUUUUUUUUGGGGGUUGAAAAAGUCGCUUAGCUAAAUAUGUGGCUGUCUAGUGGAGAGAAGGCGCUCCCACUGUUGGCUGCUAGUGGCUUCAAGUUGAGCAGUUGAGAGUCCCGCAGCCGAACCAUUGGUGCGUAAUGGUGCACGACUGGACGGCAGAUGUUUCACCACCGGGACACUCUGUCUCUGCACACUUUAUCUGAACUCUUCCGACUUUUUUUUCUCAGCGUAGGCGUGCGUUAACUUGCUCUCUUUCCUUUAAAAAGUUAUCUGAAGAAGGAAGGGGGACGAAGGAGAAGAAGAAAAAAAAAAUUGGGCUACCUCUUCAAACCGUCCCGGUUUUUACCGGGGAGUUGUCGUCAUCAGCACCCCAGAUAUCCCCCCUCUUAACUCCCUAAAUGGAUGGGGCAGUCUUGGUCUAUGCAGUUCAGCACAGGCCAAAAGAUUGGAAACAACUUGUGAAUAUCCGUCAGUUUGGCGUCUAGAGGGAAACGCUCAGAAAUGCCCGGCUGCUUCGCUGCAGCUCAACUGUGAGGACUUUUCUCCUGCAUUUGUGGGUUUUUUUCAGGAGGAAGAACUCUGCUCAAAGUUUACAACAGAAAGGAAAACUCAGCGCUGAAGUGGCAGCUCUAACACUAUAGCCUUCGCUAUGGAUUGUAUGUAUUUAUUGAUGUGCUUUUCACUCACUCAAUUAUUUUUGGAUCAUAUUUUUGCUGCAGAAACACAUGAAAAACUCUCUGGAAAGUUAAGUGAAUAUGGUCUUAUCGUGCCAUUCAGCACAGACUCCCGUGGCCGGUACAUUUCUCACGUGGUCUCUGCUGGAAGUGGAAGUAAAGGUGCUGCUGAUGCUGAUGCUGAUGCCGCCUCAGCCUUUGGCAGUAGAAGAAGGGUGGCCCGCGGUGCCCCAGAGAUGCCCCCGGUCACCCCUGCCUCGAUGCAGCACUUGUUUUUCAAUGUCACUGUGUUUGGGAAAGAACUGCACCUCCGUCUGAGGGCCAACAGGAGGCUGGUGGCCCCGGGGGCUUUUGUGGAAUGGCAGGAGGACUUUUUGGAAAAGGCCAAGGAAAGGAUCCACGGGGACUGUGUUUUCACUGGAGACGUGAGCGACAUGCCGGAGGCCUCUGUGGCUAUCAGCAAUUGUGACGGACUGGCAGGUCUGAUCCGGACUGAUAAUGGGGAGUUUUUCAUCGAGCCCCUUGAGAAGGGCCAACAGGAUGUGGAAGUGAAGGGGCGUGUCCACGUGGUCUACCGCAGGUCGGCCAUCAAGCGGGAGACGGGCCAGCGGAGGGAGGACCUCCACAAUGAAGUGGCAGACUUUGGGAUCGCAGACCUUCCUGCGGCUCUGGAUCUCGUCGAGCAUAAACUGUCUGAGUCCGAGCGCAAGAGGAGGCACGCAAAGAAAGACGACUACAACAUCGAGGUGCUGCUCGCUGUGGACGACUCAGUGGUGCGCUUCCAUGGCAAGGAGCAUGUGCAGAAUUAUGUCCUCACGCUCAUGAACAUAGUUGAUGAAAUCUAUCAUGAUGAAUCUUUGGGAACCAACAUCAAUGUUGUCCUUGUCCGGAUGAUAAUGGUUGGGUAUCGACAGUCUAUAAGCCUAAUUGAGCGUGGCAACCCAUCCCGCAGCCUGGAGCAGGUGUGUCGAUGGGCCAACACGCAGCAGCGACGUGACCCCGACCACGCCGAGUACCACGAUCAUGCCAUCUUCCUCACAAGGCAAGAUUUUGGUCCCGCAGGUAUGCAAGGUUACGCUCCAGUUACAGGGAUGUGCCACCCACUCAGGAGCUGCACUCUGAACCAUGAGGACGGCUUCUCCUCAGCCUUUGUGGUUGCUCAUGAAACCGGCCAUGUGCUUGGCAUGGAGCACGAUGGUCAGGGGAACCGCUGUGCUGAUGAGACUAGUAUGGGCAGCAUCAUGGCGCCGCUUGUCCAAGCAGCUUUCCACCGAUAUCACUGGUCACGUUGCAGCAAGCAGGAGCUCAAUCGAUACAUCCACUCCUAUGACUGCCUGCUGGAUGACCCCUUUGAACACAAGUGGCCCAAGCUUCCUGAGCUCCCUGGAAUUAAUUAUUCGAUGGACGAGCAGUGCCGCUUUGAUUUUGGUGUUGGCUAUAAAAUGUGCACCGCUUUUCGAACCUACGAUCCUUGCAAGCAACUGUGGUGCAGUCACCCCGACAACCAGUACUUCUGUAAAACCAAAAAAGGUCCUCCGGUGGAUGGAACAGAGUGUGCCCCAGGAAAGUGGUGCUUCAAGGGCCAUUGCAUCUGGAGAUCCAGCCAGGAGCCUCAAGGCCACGAUGGGAGUUGGGGCUCUUGGUCAAAGUUCGGCUCUUGUUCCAGAACAUGUGGAGGUGGCGUCCGCUCUCGCAGCAGGCAGUGCAACAACCCUCCGCCUGCAUACGGGGGUCGAGAUUGUCCCGGUUCUGCUUUUGACUACCAGAUGUGCAACACGGAGGAGUGUGCUGGCCCCUACGAGGACUUCCGUGCUCAGCAGUGCAUCCAGAGGAGCAACAAAUACCACAAAAACAUCAAGCACACCUGGCUACCGUACGAGCACCCAGAUGAGGCCCGUAAGUGCGAGCUGAGCUGUAAGUCAAAGGAAACAGGAGAGGUGGUGUUCAUGAACCAGGUGAUGCAUGAUGGGACCCGCUGCAGCUACUCAGAGCCCUUCAGCGUGUGCGCCCGAGGAGAGUGUCUGCACGUAGGCUGUGACAAGGAGGUCGGCUCAUACAAACAAGAGGACAAAUGUGGAGUGUGUGAGGGGGACAACUCGCACUGUCGCACCGUGAAGCUGACACUCACCAAGACGCCCAAAAAGAAUGGAAUGCUGAAAAUGUUCGACAUCCCAAUAGGAGCCAGACACAUUGUUAUCGAAGAGAACGAGACUUCCCCUCAUAUAAUUGCGGUGAAGAAUCAAGUUACUGGAAACUUCAUACUGAAUGCAAAAAGUGAAGACGCUGAAACAAAGACUUUCAUCGAGAACGGUUUACAGUGGGAGUAUUCCCUCGAUGAUGAGAAGGAGACGCUCAAAACAACUGGCCCUCUGCAUGAAGGCAUCAUAGUGCUGGUCAUUCCCAUGGAAGAAGAUGCAAAGAUCAGCCUGACAUAUAAAUAUAUUAUACAUGAGGACCUGUUACCGCUUAUUACCAACAACAACGUUCUUCUGGCUGAACUUGACACCUACGAGUGGGCACUGAAAAGCUGGUCCCAGUGCUCCAAACCCUGCGGAGGAGGGAUACAGUACACAAAAUAUGGAUGCAGGAGGAAGAGUGACAGCCGGUUAGUGCAUCGCAACUUUUGUGAAACCAGCAAGAAGCCUAAACCCAUACGCAAACGCUGCAAUGUGCAAGAAUGCAGCCAGCCCACGUGGGAGGUGGAAGAGUGGAGUCCCUGCAGUAAGACCUGCGGGAAGCUCGGCUACCAGACCAGGGUGGUGCAGUGCAUGCAGGCGCUCCAUAAUGGCACCAACAGGCCCGUGCACAGCAAGCACUGCACAGAGAAUCGGCCUGAGAUGAGGAGGGCUUGUAACCACACCACAUGUCCCACCCAGUGGAGGACAGGGGCGUGGUCUCAGUGUUCGGUGACCUGUGGCGAAGGGAUUCAGCAAAGGCAGGUGGUUUGCAAGGCCAGCGACAACACCAUCGGAGAAUGUGAGGGAGAGAAGCCGGAAACAGUCCUCAUUUGCAAACUAAGUCUGUGUCCAGGACAGCCAGCAUCUCCUCUCACUGUUGAAACAAUGGAAAACUCCACAAUAAAAGACCAAGCUGUUCACCAAAGGGCUCCUGAAAACCCUGUCCACAAAAUCUCUUCAAAUGAGCCAUGUCUGGGGGAUAAAUCAAUUUUCUGUCAAAUGGAGGUUCUUGCACGAUAUUGUUCCAUCCCUGGAUAUAAUAAGCUUUGCUGUGAGUCUUGCAAUAAGAAAGAAAACCUCGCCACACAUAGUCCUGACCUCCAUAACACCCCAGUGGCCCCAGUUGAACCAGAGACCUCUGCUCCUUCUCACACUGCAUCACCCAAGGCUCCUCCAACCGCUACGACCCAGAGUCCACUGCAAACCACUAAAGCAAUCAGCAGACGGAUUCGCUCCACCGUCCCGGUGCCAACCACCUCUGUUGCUGCUGAAGCCUCGCCAUCCACAGGUGCUGCUCAGCCUCAGGGUCCUACCAGCGACUCCUCCCUCACAGCUGGGAGAGGAGACUCAGACCCGGGGCCUCUUCUACCUCCAGGGCUUCCUCAGCCCACAGCAGACUCCAGUGGAGGUGCCUCUAAAGAGCACAGUCCAAACAGCACUUUAGGCCCAGUCGCUGCCAGGUCAAGAAGGGACGAUUUAGGAUCUGAGAGGGACUCGAGUCACAGAACCCUGUCAGCUCAGAAAUGAACAGUGAGCGAUGUUGUGAACGUGCUGCUCAGUGAGACGGUCUUGUGCAUCAGCUCACCCACUGCAGCAUCUAAUAGACUUGCAGUCUUGCUGCAGAUGUUUUCUUUCUUUUUUUUACAAAGAUUUUCCAUGCCAGUGAACUUAGACCAGACCAGCGAUGGUUACCUCAUCAAAACUCCAGAGUGAUCUGUGCACAACGUGGCUCUGCCCUCUGUGCUUCAAAUAUGAAACGGAAGAAAAAAAUUGUCAGGUGCUGUAAACUAAAACGACUACAAGACGUGUUCAAAAUGUGAUGACUGCAUUGCUACAUUCAUGUUUUUAUCUGUGUACAGUUGUGUAAUCCUGUUUUUUCAAGUGCAUUAGAACUACUAUUGAACUUGUAUUGUGAACAUGUGAGGAGAGGUCAAAGGCCAUGGUUUUGGAGGUGCACGUGUCAGCUAUGGAGACUGGAGUGUGCCACCACAAUAAUCAUAGACCCUGCCAGUGUAAAAUGAUCAACAGUUGAUAUAUUAAGAAGUGAUUAACUAGUUCAAUACAAAUCAUAUUACAUUUUAAUGAUGCAUUAAAUAACACAUGAGUAAAUUAGCAGAUUAAUAAUUUUAAUAUUUUAUUCUGUUUUAAGAAUUCAUAGAAUUUUAAAAUAAAACUGCAAAAAUAUAGAUAUAUUUUUUAUUAAAUUGCAUCCCUUUCUGUAGGAUUGUGCAGAGAUGUGUGUGUUAAUUUGUGCUUUAGAACACUGAAACAAUCCGAAAAAUUACGUUUUAUCCCUGAUUUGCGGCUUACUUUUUGCGGCUUCCUCUCUUCGUUUACUCGCUCAACCACCACUCCUCCUCUCUGUCUGUCUUUAGUGACAGGAUAGGGGGUCAACUUUCAACGCUGUGUGUUUGUAAUAACCAGCUAACAAAGUGACAUAUUACACCUUUAAAGACAGCUGUCACAUUUGAAGUUUUUUUAUUUAAAUAUUUAAUUAAUAUUAAUAUAAUAUUAAUAUUAAAAUGUAAUUACGUCCAACCCAAAGAGCAAUAACAGGAGCUUCUGUUUAGCAGGGUGGCAGAACAGCUCAUUACAUAACUGUUGGCCAAUCACUGAUCCUGUUGCUUUAGUUUGGUUUUAGGGAGCUAUGAACUAUAACCCAGCUAAUAGCACGGACUUUGUUUGUUGUUACAUUAAGGAUCUACAGAUCUUAUAUAUAGCUAUAAUUUGAUAGAUUCAUUUUGGACAGCCCCAGAUAGUGUUCCCCCUGCAUCCAGUGUUUACACCGAGGAAAACUAAGCAGGUUUAAACUAAGUAGAUUUUUAAUUGAAUUAUUUUAAUGUGUAAUUAGUUGACAAUGACUUUUAGAAAUAUGUCAAGGCUGAUUAUAAUGAGGCACUUGUUAGGUCCAUAAUUAUUCCGGUGGCACACUCCAGACACCAUAGACAUCACUCCUGGCAGGGAGCCUCAAGGCUCCUCUGUCCCCGGUGCUCUUUUUUUGUUGUUGUUUGUUCCCCCAGUCCAACGUACUGGUGAUAAUCCUCACUGGUAAGAAAAAAAAAUCAUGACUGUCUGCAAGCCAACCCCACUGUAGCAUGCCCUCUGUCUGCCUUUGUGGAAGUCAGUCACUUAAUGCUUUAAAAACAAACAAAAAAUGUAUGAAAAAAAAAAAGAACAACUCAUUGUUAUCUUUUUGUAACUGAGAUAAUUUACAGAUAAUAAUGUAUAUAGUGUAAAUUUCAAGUUUUGAAAAGAAAUUAACAACCAGGAAUUUAAUGGAAAGUAUGUUGCAAUUGUUAAAAAAAACAAAAACAAACACAGGCGAUGCUGUAAGUCUACAGAAUGUGGUUGGUCAUACUGUUACAACAUUCCUGCAUUGCAGUUUAUAACAUCAUGUUUAUUGUAUAGUUCUUGUAUAUACGUACGUGAAUGAAAGUUUUAAAUGUUAAUAUUUAUUGAAUUUUUAAGUGGUUAUGGAGAACUAAGUAAAAGACGUUUGAAAGAA